GGAUCGAAAUAAGCUACAGCACAUACUAUACCUAUGCCUACGUGUGUUUUGACAUGGCAUAGUACGGUCUGCCAGAAACGAAGAAACUGCAGUAAAGGCAUCAAAGAACAAGUAAGCAACAAGGGAAGCACAAGGCAUAGCAACGAGCCCAAGUAGAUAAUAUAAGUAAAAAAGCAACCCAGCAUAGUGGAACAGCACAGAGGAACCCGACUUGAGGGUAUUACCGGCAGACCGGAUCGACGUGAAAGCAGAAGGACGCGCUUCCUAAUUGGGACAGCCAUGGACAUCAAUGACCUCCAUCCCCCGGACGACUACAGCCAUCGUUUCUUCAUCUGGCACGAAUGGAUACAGGCUAAUGGACCGCUCACCAGCGAGAAUGUCUUUGAAUAUUUCACCACGUCAAUGUUUUACGACAAGCAGAGCAACAACCAAGUUCUGCGCAUGCAGACGAUGCAUACUGGCGUGGCCGUUAUGAAUGAGGCUGAGGAACUCAAACGGUUCACUGGCGUCGAGUUCGCUGUCGUUCACGCUCAGCCGCCUUCGUUUUUCAUUAUACAUAAGCGUGAAAGGCUUUCACCUGAAGAAGUGAUACCGUUGUCGGCGUAUUUUAUCAUUAACAACCGAAUUUACCAAUCGCCUGACCUAUACACCGUAUUAUCGAACCGAUUGCUGACCUCCUUGACCUCGUUACAAACAUCCCUGGACAUUCUCCGUUCCCACCGUCCGGAUUAUACGCCCCGAACAGGUUUUGUCUGGCCAAUCACGGAUCCCUCACUCGACGAGGCAGCAAAGAAACCUGCUGCGGAUGACCUCACGGGCGCGAAUACACCUAUGCCUGACGACAACACCAAUUCUGCAGAUGGGAACGGAAAACGUCAGCAAAAUACUAUGCUUCUCUUUAAUGCAAUGCGGGCAACGGCUCUUCAUUCCAGCUCGGCGGUCUCCUCGAGUGCCUUUGCUCAAAUGGCUAAUAGCUCCGUGCCUCCGACAGAUAUCCAAGUUCAUACUCAAGCUCAGGUGCAGACGCCAGCUGCUGGUACCCAAGCUUCGACGGCUCCUUCUCAGGCAUCUACACCUGCCCCACCUCCUCAGGAACCCCCUGGAAGAGGACCGCCUGGUGGGGGAAAGAAAAAACGGAAACGAACAUUGUUGCCUGUUCCCGCGGAUAGAAGCUAGGCCGGGCCUGUAUAUGUACAUUCCACCAUGGGCUCCAUAUAUUAUACACAUGCGAUGUUGGUAGCACUUCCAAAAUGAUGUAUAGCCUCACAGUUUGUCUUUAUCGGACCCCCGUUCCUGUCAGCCUACCGAUCCAAUCCAGAGGUGUUUUCCCUCGAGAGCCAAUGGAGCCUACGCCAAGUGAAAGAGGAUUCGCAGACGCAAAUGAAUCCUUCCGUGCUUUUGCCAU
This is a messenger RNA of Desarmillaria tabescens, 1405 nucleotides long. Its product is annotated as MED6-domain-containing protein. Gene Ontology annotation, molecular function: transcription coactivator activity. NCBI's taxonomy places the organism in Eukaryota, Fungi, Basidiomycota, Agaricomycetes, Agaricales, Physalacriaceae. The coding region runs from base 280 to 1176 and encodes 298 amino acids. Gene Ontology annotation, biological process: regulation of transcription by RNA polymerase II. Gene Ontology annotation, cellular component: mediator complex; core mediator complex. The record is from RefSeq and is a predicted model, not a curated record. The transcript has 6 exons.